Molecule: messenger RNA, 1102 nt
Organism: Ailuropoda melanoleuca (giant panda)
Lineage: Eukaryota; Metazoa; Chordata; Mammalia; Carnivora; Ursidae
Gene: PPIL3
Product: peptidylprolyl isomerase like 3
Exons: 7
Coding region: 427-912 (161 amino acids)
Biological process (GO): protein peptidyl-prolyl isomerization; protein folding
Cellular component (GO): catalytic step 2 spliceosome
Molecular function (GO): peptidyl-prolyl cis-trans isomerase activity
Source: RefSeq, a predicted model, not a curated record
UUUAGUUCUUGGGCUGCUUCGAGUGAGCCUACUGAGCGGGGAGGGUGGUAUUGAAAGUUUUAAUUAGAAAAAUAUAUAGCGUAUAAUUGAUGAGUGCUAUAGGAAAAGAUAAUUGGGCAGGUACUAGAGUGAAGGCAGUUUUAAAUAGAGUUAUCAGGCCAGUGAGACCUGGCUUUUGAGCAGAGACUUGGGCGUGAGGAAUAGAACUGUCCAGACGUCUGAGUAUAAGUGCUCCAAACAGAGAACACCCAGUGUCUAGACCCCAAGGCGGAAAUGUAUCUGACUUGGAAGAGUUGCGGGAUGCUUUUGCAGAAUAGUGAACAGAGGAAGUAGGAGAUUGAGGGGCUUGAGUCGGAGACGCGGUUUCUAACUUCUCUUGGUAACACUGAGAAGCAAUAGUAAUUCCUGAAACCAUCAAGAAGAAAAAUGUCAGUGACACUGCAUACAGAUGUAGGUGACAUUAAAAUAGAAGUCUUCUGUGAGAGGACACCCAAAACUUGUGAGAAUUUUUUGGCUCUUUGUGCCAGUAAUUACUACAAUGGCUGUAUAUUUCAUAGAAAUAUCAAGGGUUUCAUGGUUCAAACAGGAGAUCCAACAGGUACCGGAAGAGGAGGUAACAGUAUCUGGGGCAAGAAAUUUGAGGAUGAAUAUAGUGAAUAUCUUAAGCACAAUGUUAGAGGUGUUGUAUCUAUGGCUAAUAAUGGCCCAAACACCAAUGGAUCUCAGUUCUUCAUCACCUAUGGCAAGCAGCCACAUUUGGACAUGAAAUACACAGUAUUUGGAAAGGUAAUAGAUGGUCUGGAGACUCUGGAUGAAUUGGAGAAGUUACCAGUAAAUGAGAAGACCUAUCGACCUCUUAACGAUGUACACAUUAAGGACAUAACUAUUCAUGCCAAUCCAUUUGCACAAUAGCUGUAACAGAUCUGGAGAAAUAUUUGGCAGACUAUUCAAGGAACACACCUAUUGUAGUUCACCCAGUUUUAAUUAUGUCAAAAGAUUACAUCAUCCUUCUGCCUGUUUAUAGCUAAGAUCUUCUAUGAGUUGGUGGUACCAUGGGGGCCCAAACAGCUUUUAUUGCAUUAAAGCAUAUUUUUUACCGUAA